Molecule: messenger RNA, 4565 nt
Organism: Bombus pyrosoma
Lineage: Eukaryota; Metazoa; Arthropoda; Insecta; Hymenoptera; Apidae
Product: ABC transporter G family member 3-like
Exons: 25
Coding region: 472-4455 (1327 amino acids)
Biological process (GO): transmembrane transport
Cellular component (GO): plasma membrane
Molecular function (GO): ATP hydrolysis activity; ABC-type transporter activity; ATP binding
Source: RefSeq, a predicted model, not a curated record
GUAUAUACUUCGUUUGCGGCUACCUCGCGCCUAAACUCUACUGUCAUCAUGCACCGAGUUGAACGCAUCGAAUCGAGUGUGUUUUCGCGAUGCGCGACGAUUCCACGCUGAUUAAGUUGAAGCAUAAUACAAGUAAUAAAAGAAACUAUAAGUGACGUGCGCGUUCGUUCGAAUAUUCGUACUUCCAUCUUUUGAAAGUUUCAAAGGUUCAAACUGCAUGCCCGGCAUCGAGCGGCACCUCGAAAGGAAAGAUUACAUCGAUCUAUUCUGUUUUGAGACCCAAUCGCAUGGUAAACAAAGGAUUGUAGUUGUGUGCACUGAUCGGUGCCGGUAGAAACCGGUUCGAUUACAAUAGUAGACAUUAAUGCGUAAAAGGGAUAAUAUUUAUGUUCGGUGGUACGUGUGGUACUCAGGACGAUUCGAAGAAUAGAUGAAAUUGAUGAGAGAUUGAACCAGAAUAGAGAAGAAAAUAUGACUGCUACAGAAGAAACUGAACCACUAAUUUCAUCGAGAGACUUUGCUAGUUUUAGCGGAAGUAAAUCACAAACGGUCUCGUACAAUGCGAUCUCAAUGGGAGAAGGAAAUGGAAAAACAGCAGCAUCGUGUAAGACAGCUUCCGAUACAUCGUCGUUCAAACUAAAGCCCAUCUUACAUUCUUCGAGUACAGCGGUAACACCGUUGAUAGCGACGUUGAUACCUCGUUGUAUCGAAAACGAAUCAAUUACAUACACAUGGAGUGAUUUGAACGUGUAUGCUGCCAAAAGAGACGAGAAGCCAUGGGACAGUCUUUUAAGGAGAAAGAAACCAAUCGAAAGAAGACACUUGUUGAAGGACGUGUGUGGAGUAGCAUAUCCAGGCGAAUUAUUAGUAAUUAUGGGAUCAUCGGGUGCUGGUAAAACAACGUUACUGAAUGCGUUGACGUUUCGUUCGGGUUCUGGGGUGACUGCAUCCGGUGUAAUGGCUGCUAACGGACGAAGAGUAUCUUCUACGAUACUGACAUCGAGAACAGCGUAUGUGCAACAGGAUGAUCUAUUCGUUGGCACUUUGACCGUUAAGGAGCAUCUUUUGUUUCAAGCUAUGGUUCGCAUGGAUCGAAGGAUACCUAUGGAACAGAGAUUCGAUCGAGUACAGCAAGUAAUCAACGAGCUUGCUCUGGGCAAAUGCAAAAAUACGGUGAUCGGACAACCAGGUAGGAUCAAAGGUCUUUCCGGAGGUGAAAUGAAAAGGCUAUCGUUCGCAUCGGAAGUUCUUACCGAUCCGCCGUUGAUGUUCUGCGACGAACCUACGUCAGGUCUUGAUUCUUUUAUGGCGCAUCAAGUGGUUUCCGUAUUGAAAACUUUAACUGCGCGCGGUAAGACGAUCGUCGUUACGUUGCACCAACCGUCGUCGGAACUGUUCGCUCUCUUCGACAGAAUUUUGUUGAUGGCCGAAGGCAGAGUAGCUUUCAUGGGCACAACAUCGCAAGCUUGCACCUUUUUCGAGACACUCGGCGCUGCUUGCCCUAGUAAUUACAACCCGGCUGAUUACUUUGUUCAAAUGUUGGCGGUUGUGCCGGGGCAGGAGACAUCCUGCCGUCACGCGAUAAAUACCGUGUGCGAUACAUUCCAAAAGAGCGAUCAUGGUAUUAAGAUUGCAUUGGAAGCGGAGGCAGUAAACGGCGAAUUCGAGGACUCUCUGCAAGAUACAAAAUAUUCGAAAAAUCAAUCGCCGUAUAAAGCAAGCUGGUGCGAACAAUUUCAUGCAGUUUUAUGGCGUUCUUGGAUAUCGGUUAUUAAGGAACCGAUCCUUAUCAAAGUCCGCCUGUUGCAGACUGUCAUGGUGUCUCUAUUGGUCGGAAUCGUUUAUUUCGAUCAACGGUUAGAUCAAGACGGAGUAAUGAACAUCAAUGGUGCUUUGUUUAUAUUUUUGACCAACAUGACUUUUCAGAAUGUUUUUGCCGUAAUCAAUGUUUUCUGCGCAGAGUUGCCGAUAUUUUUACGAGAACACCGAAACGGUAUGUAUCGUACCGAUGUGUAUUUUCUAUGUAAGACACUCGCAGAAGCACCUAUAUUCAUCGCGGUACCGCUUCUCUUCACUAUCAUCGCUUAUCCCAUGAUUGGAUUGUACCCGGGGAUCGAUCACUUUUUCAUUACCGCUGGUAUUGUUGCGCUCGUCGCAAAUGUUUCCACGUCUUUCGGCUAUUUAAUAUCCUGUGUCAGCAACAACUUAUCCAUGGCGCUAUCUAUCGGACCACCUGUGAUAAUACCGUUUCUGCUGUUUGGUGGAUUUUUUCUAAAUACAGCGUCCGUUCCAUCCUACUUUAAAUGGUUCUCUUAUUUAUCUUGGUUUCGUUACGGUAACGAAGCUCUUCUUAUUAAUCAAUGGUCGCAAGUAGAGUUUAUAGAGUGCACAAGAAGCAACGCGACUUGCCCUAAAUCUGGUCAAAUGGUUUUGCAAACGUUCAAUUUUAAGCAGGAUCAUUUCUGGACUGACAUCGCCUGCCUGUUCGCCUUAAUCGUUGCAUUUCGUUUUUUGGCAUUUUUGGCUUUACUGUCAAAGACUUGGACCAAUUCCAUCACGAUGUACGUUUUAAAAGAAAAUCAGUGGUUUUCCAAAAGUCAAGCUCACCUUACGGAAGAGGAUACGGUUUGUUUGCGAGGUGUGACGCUUACCUGGAGAGACCUUUCUGUAUACGCAAUGAAUCGCGGACGAAAAAACAUGUGCAAGCAAUUAAUCAAUAAUGUGAAGGGUGCGGCCAAACCUGGCGAUCUAACAGCGAUAAUUGGUGCAAGCGGUGCUGGUAAAAGUUCAUUGAUGGCAGCGCUGGCUUUUCGCACCGGACCCGAGCUUUUAAUCCACGGUGAUAUACGAGCAAAUGGAACGCCAGUCGAUUCCUCUUACAUGAUGCAUAACAGUGGUUAUAUGCAUCAAGAGGAUAUAUUUGUCGCAACGAUGACAGUGAUCGAACAUCUUUGGUUUAUGGCUCGAAUGAAACUCGACGGACGUGUACAAGUAUUAGACAUUCGAAGAAAAAUUGACAGUUUAUUGAGAGACGUUGGUUUGACCAGCAGGCGCGAUAUACGAAUUGGUAGUGACACCGACGACAAAGUAUUAUCUGGCGGUGAAAAAAAGAGGUUGUCCUUUGCCACCGAAUUGUUAACAGAUCCGAAAAUAUUGUUCCUGGACGAGCCAACGACCGGACAAGAUUCGCAUUCGGCAAAUUGUUUGAUAUCUCAACUGAAAUCGUUCGCAGCGAAAGGACGAACAGUGUUGUGCACCAUUCAUCAGCCGAGUUCCACUAUAUUCAAUUGGUUCGAUCGAAUAAUAUUAAUUGCUGAGGGUCGAGUUGCGUUUGCAGGUGGAAUCGACCAGGCAGUGGAAUUUUUUGCAAGUCAGGGAUACGAGUGUCCGCGGAAAUACAAUCCAGCAGACUUCCUAAUAGCGAUUGUAGCUACGGGCUCAAAGAACGAGAAUGGUGAAGAAAUAGCUCACGAGAUAUGCGAUGUUUUCUCAACUAGUGAAGCAUAUAACGAAAUCGAUCGUAUAUUAGAAAAUCAGAUGCAAUCGAUGCAUUCUCUGAAUUCUAGAUCGCAAUUACUUUCCGACGACAAAUUUAUUACAAGAAAGGAAGUACGAUAUUGUCCACGGCUUUACUGGUUGAUUUAUCGACACUUUUUGCAAGUUUUGAGAGAUCCAUCGGUACAAAUUAUUCGAAUACUUCAGAAAGUGAGUGUGGCAACAAUCGCUGGUUUGUGCUUCGUGGGUGCUGUAAAUUUUGAUCAGCUCGGAAUUCAAGCUACGCAAGGUGUCAUUUUCAUCUUGGUGUCUGAGAACGCAUUUUUUCCAAUGUACGCCACAUUAGCCCUGAUACCGCAGGAGCUACCGCUUCUUCGAAGAGAGUACCGAGCUGGGAUGUAUCCGGUUUAUCUGUACUAUGCUGCGCGUAUACUUUCUUUGAUACCUGGUUUAAUAAUAGAGCCGCUAUUAUUUGCAACGAUCAUAUAUUGGUUAGCUGGAUUGCGAGAUAACGUCGAAACUUUUGGGUUCACGUUACUUGUGCUCCUACUUACUAUAAACGUAUCGACUGCGUGCGGAUGUUUUUUUUCAACGGCAUUUGAGAGCGUACCGUUAGCGAUGGCUUAUUUAAUACCGUUCGACUAUAUUCUCAUGAUUACUAUGGGUCCUUUUCUCAAACUAGGAUCGUUACCGUUAUACAUCCAAUGGAUUAAAUACAUUUCUUGGUUACUACACUCCAGCGAAGCACUUUCCAUUCUACAAUGGAACGGUGUGCAUAAUAUAUCUUGUGAAACAACUGAUCCUGAAUUACCUUGCAUCACCGAAGGGAUCGAUGUGCUUCAUCGUUAUGACUUUGAUGAAACUAAUUUUUGGAUGGAUAUGCUGUCAAUGGUCGUUAUUUAUCUCGUCUUUCACAUCCUUGCCUGCGUGUGUCUAUGGAAUCGUUGUAGAUGCAAAUGAGAAAGUACUAUAUCAUGAUAUCAAUUACCAUGCUGGCUUGUUUGUAUUCGUUUAAAAUAUAUUCGUGUAUUAAACAAUAGUAAGAAUAAAAUAUGGUUUUAAAAUUCAAA